GCACCUGCCGCACCGGCACUUCCGCCAAACGUCACAAUCUUCUCACCAUUCAAACCCAGCACAGCAAAAGCCCUGCUCAAUGGCAGCAUCUUCACACGGCUCACAGCCAACGCCCAGACCGAACCUUCAAAGCUCGAGGCCGCUCUCAGAGAUGUCACUAGACCCGAGGUCAAUGAUACCUUCUGCUUCAGCCACCGCAACGUUGUCUUGAUUUUCGAUGGCAACAAGGACGGAGACGAUGCUACGGAUCAGCACCACGAGCACUUCCGACUCGUCUGCUUGGCGCUUAAGGACGCUGACAUCAGCCUCGAUGUUGCCGGUUGCAUUUUUGAUGCUCCUGAGGUCUUGCAGGCUGGAUUCCAGUUAGAUACGCUCAGCUCAGGCUCUGUUCUGGUCAUCGACUUGAUGGGCGGUGAUGAUGACGAUGAUGAUUCGGACGAGGAUGAUGAGGCGGCCGCCGAAAGAUUGCUUAUGAGUGGGGACUCGGGCGCAACAAUGUCCUGA
Molecule: messenger RNA, 504 nt
Organism: Colletotrichum acutatum
Lineage: Eukaryota; Fungi; Ascomycota; Sordariomycetes; Glomerellales; Glomerellaceae
Exons: 1
Source: RefSeq, a predicted model, not a curated record